This is a messenger RNA of Tachysurus fulvidraco (yellow catfish), 1920 nucleotides long. RefSeq names its product protein kinase C epsilon type-like. The transcript has 3 exons. Gene Ontology annotation, molecular function: protein serine/threonine kinase activity; ATP binding. Gene Ontology annotation, biological process: protein phosphorylation. The record is from RefSeq and is a predicted model, not a curated record. NCBI's taxonomy places the organism in Eukaryota, Metazoa, Chordata, Actinopteri, Siluriformes, Bagridae. Bases 93 to 1577 code for a protein of 494 amino acids.
UCUUUCGACGGUGUGAAAUCAAAGUGUAUCGCGUGCAUUUAGUGCUGCCUUUGCGUUCAUCUGCGUUAAGAUCGAGAGAGAAAUGUUGUGCGAUGUUAAAGUCAUUGGGAUUAUUUAAGUUUGUAAGGAGGAAAAAGAAGAACAAAGUGAAGCUGGGGGCAGAGGAUCAAACCCAGACCAUCACAAGUACAAAGAGACUGAAUACAAAUGGCAAAGGUGCAGAAACUCCGAAACAACCACUGGCAGCUCACUUGGGAUCAGGCACAUGUGACAGAGACAUAAUACCACCGUCGCUUGAUCACAUCGAGGAAGUGCAGAUAGUAGAGCCAACUCCAUCUCCGAAUGAGGAUGGUUUACAGAAGAGCAAUGUAGAGAUGCAACUUAUAAAUCAGCAACAGAAAACAAGUAGCAAAGGUGCAGAAACUCCUAAACAACCAAGGGAGACUCACUUGGGCUCAGGAACACAUGACAGAGACAUAAUACCACCGUCCCUUGAUCACAUAAAGGAAGCACAGAUAGCAGAGCCAAGUUCAUCCUUGAAUGAGGAUGGUUUAAAGAUGAACAGUGUAGAGGUGCAGGUUAAAGAUAAGAGUCUAGAAGAUUUCAUGUUCCACAAAGUGCUUGGAAGGGGUGGAUAUGGCAAGGUUGUUCUGGCUGAACUCAGAGGCACAGAUGAGUUUUUUGCAAUAAAGUUGGUGAGGAAAGACAAAAUUAUGAAUUAUAAACAUGUGCGCCAAACUCUGCUGGAGAGAGAUAUCCUGGUUAUGACUGCAGAACACCCCUAUCUAGUCCAACUCUGCUUCUGCUUUCAGACAAGUGAUCUCUUGUGCUUUGCUUUGGAGUACCUGAAUGGAGGUGAUCUAGAUUACCACCUUGCACACACUCGAUUCACCGAAUCACACUCCUGCAUUUAUGCUGCUGAGAUCACCUCUGCUCUCAUGUUUCUCCACCGUAAUGGGAUCAUUCAUAGAGACCUCAAACCCAGCAAUGUCCUGUUAGAUGCCGAUGGCCACUGCAAGCUUGCUGACUUUGGCUUGUGCAAAAAGGACAUUCUAGAUGGCAAGACCACCAACACAUUAUGUGGUACACCUCAGUACAUGGCACCUGAGAUACUGCUGAAAUAUAAAUAUGGUGCUUCGGUGGACUGGUGGUGUCUAGGUGUUAUCAUGUAUGAGAUGAUGGUGGGCUAUCCUCCGUUUAUUGCUUCAAAUGAGAAAAAGGUGUUCAGGUCAAUCCUUAUGGAUAGUCCUUGCUAUCCAUUUUUUCUGAGCAGAGAGGCGAAAGACAUUCUCAAGGCAUUCCUAGUGAAGAUUCCUAAGGCUCGGCUUGGCUGCGUGGUGUCCCAGGGCCAGGAGGAAGCCAUCAAAGUUCAUCCAUUCUUUAAGAAUAUUGACUGGGUUCUUUUGGAACAGAGGAAAAUUAAGACCCCUUUUAAACCAAAAAUGAAUGCCAAUAACAUUAAAGGACCCCUCAGUCAUCAGGUGGUCAGGCUUACUCCCAUUGAUUAUUCAAAAAUUAAGCCAAAUUUGCAGAGGUUCUUUAAUGGCUUCUCCUACUGUAACCCCAAAUAUCGAUAAGAUUUUUUUUCUUAUUUGAGUAUUACGCUUUCCCCUGACAAGCAUGUACUAAUCAGGGGAUGACAUUACUUUUAUCCACAACUCUCCAGGUAUUUGUAUAAAUCUAUAAUCUAUUAAUAUUCAAUGAGAUUUCUGAUUUCAAAGCAAGAUAAACAAUUAAGAAAGUGUGAAUGCCACCUCUCCAGGACAAAUAUCCAUAUGUAAUACAAAUAUGUAAUAUCCUAUGCAAUGUUUAUAAACACCAUAUCACAACGUGGUAAGCACAGGCAUAAAACACUGAACUGUAUGUACUGUGUAUGGCCAUGUACUGUAUGUUACAAAUAAAAUUUGAAUUUGACAUAGA